UCUGUGGAGUUCACCCAGACUCUGUUACUCUGCAGGGCACACCUUUGGUCACCUGACUGCCGGACGUCUGUUGGCACCAUGUCGCGUCUCUACGCCCUGGCUGGGGUCCUCGUGGUCUUCGCUGGAUGCUGGUGCACGUGUGCAGCCGAUGUGGGGGAUUUUGCUCCAUGCCUGCAGUUCUUCUACAAGUCCUGGCCUCCUAAAGGUCUGGCUGGGACCCCGAUCUGCCAGCGUUACUACAACCAGUACCGCUUCGCCACGCUGUACAGCCGGCCCCGCCGCUCUCCCUGGUUCUCGGCCUAUCGGUACUCGGCCCCUGCAGGAAGGAGACCCAGCGCGUGCUGGAAGUUUGAGCCCCAGCUAGCCAACCCAGGAUCCGAGGGCAGCAUGAUCCCCUUCCCCCCGGGCCCUGUGGACCAGAACGUGGUGGACAGCCAGGCGGUGGAGCUAGACUACAUCAACUCCACCUAUUCCCGAGGCCACAUGAACCCCAGCCUCCACCACCAGAGCCACGAGGACCGCUCCGCCACCUUCACCCUCACCAACGUGGUUCCUCAGAAGGCCGGCUCCAACGACGGGCCCUGGGAAGUCCUGGAGUGGACCGUCAACAAAACCCUCGAGGCCUACUGUCUCGGAGAGGCUUACGUGGUCACCGGGGUCAUCCCGUACCGGGUCGACGAGCACUGGCUCAAGGACCAUCGCGUGGCGGUGCCUGAGUACAUGUGGUCCGCCUACUGCUGCCCGGACUACAACAGCAGUCUCCCUGAAGGACUGAAGGAAGCCUUCCCGACCUACGCCGCCGUCGGCCGCAACGACCGCAGCAGCGGCGAGGAGAUCGUCCCGGUCAGCCAGACGGCCAAGAAGCAGUUCAGAGGAUACGAUGUGAGACAAAUGUCCCUGGAGUCCCUGGAGACGUACCUGAAGGACCGGUUCAACACGGUGGUCAGUGUCUUCUACGAGGGGUGCUCUGGAUCAGACUGAUCCUGCGGACACAACUACACACGGAUCCCAUCUACACCAUCAUUAGGUCUUUGACCUGUCAAUGCUUAUUUUUAUUUAAUUAAGCCUAAGUUAAGACCUUUUCCCAUUUGUAACGUAAUCAUUCUAAAUUGCCCAAAGUGGAUUUCCUGUCCCGUGUAUGUGAAUGACAAAUAACAGGAAAUGGGCCAGGCUGUUGCCUAGCAAUGGAAUGCCAUUGAAAAGGUCUAUAAAAAUGUUUUAAAUGCCGAUUACCAACGUGAUGUGUUGAAUCUGCCAUCACUAGGAUGUAAGUGUGGUAAGGUUACGGUAAUAUUGGAAUUAAAAGAAACCCAAACGGACGUUCAGUGUGAGCAUCCAAACUAAUAUAAGUACUUUUCUUACAUCUCAUGGUUGUUGUUGCGUUAUAUCAUACAUAUAUUGUGUUAUAUAUGCAUCAUCUGCUCUGGCUCUUUCAAUGUUUUAGACACAAAUAUGGUCAUAAUAAUGGUACAUGGUGUGAAAUUGCAAAAAAUUUAAAUGUAUUAACAAUAAUUAUUAAUAAUAAUUAAUUCUUUGACGGAGGACCCCUAAACACCCCAUAAAAUACGUUUUCCUCAAUGUAAUGUAAUGC
Etheostoma cragini (Arkansas darter) is the source of this 1591-nucleotide messenger RNA. Its product is annotated as endonuclease domain-containing 1 protein-like. The record is from RefSeq and is a predicted model, not a curated record. Gene Ontology annotation, molecular function: metal ion binding; nucleic acid binding; hydrolase activity. The transcript has 2 exons. Bases 79 to 981 code for a protein of 300 amino acids. NCBI's taxonomy places the organism in Eukaryota, Metazoa, Chordata, Actinopteri, Perciformes, Percidae.